UCUUCAUACCGAAUUUGCAAAUUGUCAUUCAAGUACCGACUUUAGGGUAACAGCCUACCGGUAGGCUACAUCAUUUACUACUGUAUACCGCCACCCUCUGGAUGGGUAACUUUUUGGACAAUGCAAGAAAAGAGUUGAUUUCCUUUUUGGAAAAAAGUCAGACAUAUUUCCACGGGAAAGCCUUUGGAGGGAUGCUGUUCAUAACAACAUGGAAACAAGAUAUGUCUUAGUCAUUGUGCUUCUAAGUAUCUUCUGUUGUUGGACUUACAGCCAAGAACUAAAUCCCAGCGGCAGAAAUGUAUGCAAAACUGGAUCUGACAGGCUCCAAUGCUGUAGUGGCUGGGCACAGCAAGGAGAUGAGUGCUUAAUACCAAUUUGUGAGGGUAACUUCACCUGCCAAGAGAAUGAAGUUUGUGUGCGACCCCACGAAUGCCGCUGUCGUCAUGGUUAUUUUGGAGCCACUUGUGAUAUGAAAUGUCCGUUCAAGUUCUGGGGGCCUGACUGCAAGGGUAAGUGUGAUUGCCAUCCCAACGGGAGGUGCGAUGAUGUCACUGGGGCCUGCACCUGUAACCCUAAUCGCUGGGGGCCAAACUGUGAGCGAGCCUGCGGCUGCCAGAAGGGCCAAUGCAUCCAGGAGACAGGCGCUUGUACGUGCUACACAGGCUAUUGGGGCCCUCAGUGCUCUAACAAUUGUUACUGCAGAGUAAACUCUAUGUGUGAUGUGGGAACUGGCCAGUGCCACUGCAAUCCUGGCUGGUAUGGGAGGAACUGCGGUGCCAAGUGUGCCUGCAACACCUCUCCGUGUGACCAGCUCACCGGCCGCUGCAAGUGUCGAGAGCGUCUGUGGGGUACUCACUGCGAGCACAAGUGCCAGUGUCUCUAUGGACGCUGUAACCCGGCGGAUGGAUCGUGCACCUGCAAGCCAGGAUUCAGAGGGAAGUUCUGCAGGGAGACGUGUCCAGCUGGAUUCUACGGACAAAAUUGCAGAAACAGGUGUGGUCACUGCAAAGGCCAGCAGCCCUGCAUGGUGGCAGAGGGACAUUGCAUCGCAUGUGAAAGCGGUUGGAAUGGCACCAGGUGUGACCAGAUGUGUACUCCUGGGUUCUUUGGUGAAAACUGCAAGGACGUUUGCUCAUCCUGUAAAGACGGACACUUCUGCAACCGCAUCGAUGGCAAAUGCCCCCACUGCAACCCUGGAUGGAUGGGUGAUCGAUGUGAGGUCAAGUGCCGAAAUGGAACCUAUGGAGAGAACUGUGUCAAUGACUGCAACAGCUGCUUCAAUGGGAUGUGUCACUUCGCCACAGGAAAUUGUCUCUGCGAUCCUGGCUUCUCUGGUGCCUACUGUAAUGUGAGCUGUUCAGCGGGUCAGUAUGGGCUUAACUGUACCCAGACCUGUUCCUGCCAUGACAACAACUGCAACAUAGUGACUGGAGCAUGCAACCUACAGCCUAACCAAAGGAUGGGUGUGAUGGCAGCAGGGGUGCUGGUCACCUGUCUCCUGCUCCUCUCCUUGCUGUGUUGCUGCUCUGUCUGCAGACAGAACGAGUAA
Messenger RNA from Salvelinus namaycush (lake trout), 1549 nucleotides. RefSeq names its product scavenger receptor class F member 2-like. Bases 209 to 1549 code for a protein of 446 amino acids. Lineage: Eukaryota; Metazoa; Chordata; Actinopteri; Salmoniformes; Salmonidae. The transcript is spliced from 8 exons. The record is from RefSeq and is a predicted model, not a curated record. Gene Ontology annotation, molecular function: scavenger receptor activity.